Molecule: messenger RNA, 324 nt
Organism: Gongylonema pulchrum
Lineage: Eukaryota; Metazoa; Nematoda; Chromadorea; Rhabditida; Gongylonematidae
Source: the annotation of a GenBank genome assembly
AUGGGUUGCCAAAUUGCCAUAGUCACUGCUCGCGUCAUUUUAUUGUUCCGUGUUCGUACGCACGAACAGUCCACGUAUUUGCGCAGUUGUGCGGAGGAUGUGCUGGAACAUGCAUGCGCUAGCUUACAUGAGAAGCUUGAGCUCAUUGUCGAUGGCAGUUUGGUUCCUUUGCCGCCCAUCGAGGGACUGACUGUCAUCAACAUACCGUUUUGGGGUGCAGGAGUGCGACCCUGGACGGAAAUGGAAUCUCCGCAGGCGUUCGGUGAUGGUAUGUAUUCGAUGAUUUUCUUUGAGAACGGCGGUACGCAAUAUUUGAAAAUUUAG